GACGCGCCAGGGCUCGGCUACAAAAGACGACGGCUGCGGCUACUGCACGGAACUUUCCAGAACGCGCUGAGCGGCGGCCGAGCGGCGGCUGCUCCACCGGCGCACGGCUCCGCGCCCCUCGCUGCCUUCCCCACUGCGGCCCAGCCCGCCCUCAGCCUGUAGAAAAUGGUGAAAGAAACCACUUACUACGAUGUUUUGGGGGUGAAGCCCAAUGCCACCCAAGAAGAACUGAAAAAGGCUUAUAGGAAACUGGCUUUGAAGUACCACCCUGAUAAGAAUCCAAAUGAAGGAGAAAAGUUUAAACAGAUUUCUCAAGCUUACGAAGUUCUCUCAGAUGCCAAAAAAAGGGAAUUAUAUGACAAAGGCGGAGAACAGGCGAUUAAGGAAGGAGGAGCAGGUGGUGGUUUUGGCUCCCCCAUGGAUAUCUUUGAUAUGUUUUUUGGAGGAGGAGGAAGGAUGCAGAGAGAAAGGAGAGGUAAAAAUGUGGUGCAUCAGCUCUCAGUUACCUUAGAAGAUUUAUAUAAUGGUGCCACAAGGAAACUGGCUCUGCAGAAGAAUGUGAUUUGUGACAAAUGUGAAGGCCGAGGUGGUAAGAAAGGAGCUGUGGAGUGCUGUCCCAACUGCCGAGGUACUGGAAUGCAGAUAAGAAUUCAUCAGAUAGGACCUGGAAUGGUUCAGCAAAUUCAGUCUGUGUGCAUGGAGUGCCAGGGCCAUGGGGAACGCAUCAGCCCUAAAGACAGAUGUAAAAGCUGCAACGGAAGGAAGAUAGUUAGAGAGAAGAAGAUUCUGGAAGUUCAUAUUGACAAAGGCAUGAAAGAUGGCCAGAAGAUAACAUUCCACGGUGAAGGAGACCAAGAACCAGGACUGGAGCCAGGAGACAUUAUCAUUGUGUUGGAUCAGAAGGACCAUGCUGUGUUUACUCGGCGAGGAGAGGACCUGUUCAUGUGUAUGGAUAUACAGCUGGUUGAAGCACUGUGUGGCUUCCAGAAGCCCAUAUCCACUCUUGACAACCGAACCAUAGUCAUCACCUCUCACCCAGGUCAGAUUGUCAAGCAUGGAGACAUCAAGUGUGUGCUAAAUGAAGGCAUGCCAAUUUAUCGUAGACCAUACGAAAAGGGUCGUCUAAUCAUUGAAUUUAAGGUAAACUUUCCUGAAAACGGCUUUCUCUCUCCUGAUAAACUCUCUUUGCUGGAAAAGCUCUUGCCUGAGAGGAAGGAAGUAGAAGAGACUGAUGAAAUGGAUCAGGUAGAACUGGUGGACUUUGAUCCAAAUCAAGAAAGACGGCGCCAUUAUAAUGGAGAAGCCUACGAGGAUGACGAGCAUCACCCCAGAGGUGGUGUUCAGUGCCAGACCUCCUAAUGGGGCCGGUGGAUAGCGCUCACUGCUGGCACUGGGUGUGCAGGAGUGGAUGCACGAAGGACUGUAAUCAUCACACGCUCACUACUUGCUAUUGUUUUUGUUUCAAUAUUCAAUUAUAGUAGUGUUGUCAAAGUUAAAUGAAGAAUAAAUGCAAAUACAAAAGCCCCGACUUUGCCCUGUAUGUAUGACUUCAGUGUGCAAGACGAAGUUCCAUGCCUGUAAAGAGUACCUAACCCUGGCGUCUGGUAGGCCAUGCCUUGUACUUGAUUCCAGUUGUAUACGUGGACAAGCUUAGACUGAAAUGCUAGGUAUAUGUGUUGACUUUAGAGUGUGACCCUUCAUUGUUCAACUGUGGAUUAAAAUUGUAUUUAACUGGCAAUGAGAAAAGGAAACGGUUCGUGGAAGUGCCGGUGUGUCUGUCUGUGCUAAGUGGGACUCCUUGUGAUGCCUCUGCGUUCUCCUGCCUCAGCUCUUACUUGAAGGUGGCACAAAAUGCAGCCUGUGAUACCAGUGGUAGAGAUGAUACCUCUCUAAAGAAGGGGUUUAUCGCAACAGUGCUGCUUCCUAAGGGCCUGCAUUUCUAGGACGGCAGCCCCUUCUGCUGUGCCAUCUUUUCAAAUAUAUAUAUAUAUCGAACUGUGUUGCCCAGUCCAGUUACGUGGUUUUCCCUUCUCUUUGGACCGUGAUAAGCCCCUGCUGCGACUUCAGAGCUGGGCAGCUUUGAAGUUAGCGUGAAGAGACCACUCGGAAAGGAAAUUUGCAUGUGUAAUGUACGAGAGCGCUCCUUAUGUAUGUUCUAGGCUUACUUUAACCCAUUUGACGUAAUGCUCCAAAGUAACUGUAAUUAAAUGGUGAUAGUAUAGCAAAUUACGAAUAGCUUUACUUGUAUGUCUAAAAAAGUCAUGUUCACAUGCUUAAAAUCUGGGUAUCAGAGUUUAAGCAGUUGUUGAAAUGUAUGAAUGUCUCCUUAAUAUACUGAUUACAAAGCA
This is a messenger RNA of Chinchilla lanigera (long-tailed chinchilla), 2348 nucleotides long. It is a transcript of the gene Dnaja1, whose product is annotated as DnaJ (Hsp40) homolog, subfamily A, member 1. Gene Ontology annotation, molecular function: ATP binding; Hsp70 protein binding. The transcript has 9 exons. Gene Ontology annotation, cellular component: cytosol; cytoplasm. The coding region runs from base 166 to 1359 and encodes 397 amino acids. NCBI's taxonomy places the organism in Eukaryota, Metazoa, Chordata, Mammalia, Rodentia, Chinchillidae. The record is from RefSeq and is a predicted model, not a curated record. Gene Ontology annotation, biological process: protein refolding; response to heat.